AAAUUUUGUUUCGCCCCAACAAAUUAGUACUGUUACUACUGAAAACAACGAAAUAGAUUUCUCAAUCGGAACCCUAAUUUUGAGUCUUUUGACGAAAUGCUACAACCAGAAGAAGAAAUUAUCCCACGCCACAAUCCAAAAUGGAACAAAUCUUCCAUAGUUAGUUGCUUGGUUUCUUUGAUCUCAGUUUCCUUUACACACUUCUCCUUCUCUUUGCUCCCUUUCUUCCUCCCAGCUUCAUCCUUCCUCUCCCUUCUUCCUCUCUCAGCGGUGUUGCUCGUACUCGUGAUGGGAUUGGGGAGAUUGUGCAAGAGGGUUGCUGGAGUGAGGGCUUCGGCGCCAGCUUUUGUUUUCUUCAGCAUUCUUUUCGUAUGGGCUAUUUACAUAUCUGUGGUUCGCCGAGUUAUUUCAUCUUUGUUGGACAUUGUAAUGAACAUUGAAAUGAUUAUGGUGUUAAUCGGCCUAUGCUGUAUUAUGUUAUCAGACCCUGGAUUUUUGACCCAUCAUUCUUGCGCUCACCUAUCUGGUCAGAAUUCUAUCGAGGAAAUUAAAUCCCAUGGAGAGGAAUUGAAAGUUUCAACUUCAGUUGCACAUCAAGAGUCCCCAGCUGAAGAAGAAUUUACUAGAUACAGGAGGGUAAGAUAUUGCAGGUACUGCAAGAAUUAUGUUAUGGGACUUGAUCAUCAUUGUCCUGCUUUUGGAAACUGUAUAGGUCAAAGAAAUCAUGCUCUUUUUAUCAUGCUUGUUGUUGGUUUUGCAAUAUCUGAGGCUUCUUUUGUAGUGUGUGCUUCACAUUUUACAGCUAAGUCUGAGACCUCAAAAGAAAUUGGAGAAAAGCCUAUUACAUUGAGAAACUUGGUUGUUGGUACGGCAUUAUUUUGCGUGAUUCAAGUGGUUUGGCAGGUGGUUUUCAUAAUGUGGCAUGUCCAUUGCGCAUGUUUUAACAUCAAAACUGAUGAAUGGAUAAAUUGGAAAAAUUAUCCAGAAUUCCGGAGUAAAGUCAUACCCCAUGAAGGCCAGCCCCAUCCCGACGCACAAUUCAUUAACCCUUACGACAAAGGAAUUUUAAGAAAUCUGAAGGAGUUCUUUGCAACAGAUGCAUAUCUUCCUUGCAGAUUGUGAUCAUUAUCCAUCAAAAGCUCUUUUCAUCUUUUACAUAAUGCCUAAAGCUAAAACUGGAGAGCCCGCCCCACGUGUUAUCUAAACCGAGAACAGAGGAUGCCCGAUUCCGAUGAGGCUCUUUUGGUGGUGCGUCACCAGAAAUCACCAACCUCAUGCACUCCAUAAAACUGGGGGUUUUCCUGAUGUUUUUAACCGCUGAGCUCGGACCUUGUCUGAUGGACUCGAGGCUGACGAUCGAUUCAAUCUGGACGAGUCAGUUAUGAAUCGAAUCAAAGAUAAGCCCCAUUCUCAACAUGGUGACACUGACAGGCUGCAAUCUGUGUAACUGUUUGAUUUGUUUUUGAGUGUUGUGUUUUAAAUCGUAACAGCAAGGAGACUUUUAGACAAGUGUAUUUUGGAAUAUAUUUUCUGCAAAAAUUAUAGGCUUUAUCCUAAUAUAUGAGAUAUAUCUUAUGUUAUUGUCA
Messenger RNA from Salvia splendens (bonfire salvia), 1586 nucleotides. RefSeq names its product palmitoyltransferase ZDHHC12-B. The record is from RefSeq and is a predicted model, not a curated record. Lineage: Eukaryota; Viridiplantae; Streptophyta; Magnoliopsida; Lamiales; Lamiaceae. Gene Ontology annotation, biological process: protein targeting to membrane; peptidyl-L-cysteine S-palmitoylation. The transcript is spliced from 14 exons. Gene Ontology annotation, molecular function: protein-cysteine S-palmitoyltransferase activity. Bases 97 to 1122 code for a protein of 341 amino acids. Gene Ontology annotation, cellular component: Golgi apparatus; endoplasmic reticulum.